UAGAAACUGAACAGCAGUCAGUCAGUCAGUCUGUCGUCUGUCUGCGCGAAACGAUCAGACAACCUGCGAAAAGACGAUGCGAUCCAGCGCUGAUGCACUGAGGACAAAACCUGAAGGUGAAAUAUAAUCUGGUUUGUUGAAGAUUUCAUAACUUUUUGUUUUUCUUACACUUCUUGAGGGAAGCGGAUGGAGCCGAACAAACCGCCUGAAGGCUUCAGGAUGAAGAUGAUCUCCAGGAUCCUGCUGCUCCUCAUCCUCAGCUCAUGUCUCUGUGCAGCAACAUUUGUAGUGAAUGUGACACAGAGCAGCUAUCAGGCAGAGGAGAACCACAGCGUCGCUCUGGAGUGGACCUUCACCACCGAACCCGACUCCUGCUUGAGCUUCGAGUUCAUGAUGUUCACAUUAAUAACCGAAAACAAAAAAGUGUCCAUCUUGUUCCAUGAGCAUGGUGGAGCGGAGGUGUCGCAGUCUCAGGAUAAACAGUUUGCAGGACGAGUCCAGAGUGAUAAAGAACUCCUUAAAGACGGACGGAUUAAACUGCACGUGUCCAGGCUGAGGAUCAAUGACUCUGGUCUGUAUCUGUGUGAGAUCCAGGCAGAUUGUGGCUUCGGCUCUGCUGCCUGUCAGCUAAUAGUCAGAGCUGGUGACAAACAACCUGUGAGUCCAACUGCGAAUCCUCCAACAGAAAAUAAAGGAUUGAUCGCUCUCUACGUUUUCCUGGUGUUGGCAGCAGCAGGAGCAGCAGGAGCAGCACUGUACUGUAAAAAACAAAAAAAAAUAGAUGUUAACCAUCUGUUACAAAGACUCAGAUGAACAAUGUCCAGGACGAGACGACGACGAUACAGGUGUAAACAAAGAUACACACAAAUGUCAAAAUUCACACAGAAACAUAAAGAUUGAACCCUAAAUAACACUUUAGCAGUUUAUCAGCAAAAAAGGUUUGAUUAAUUUUAAGAUUUUAUAUUCAGUCUGAAAACCUGGAAGAUUCAAAAUAGUUGCUCAUUUUAAAUCCUGACUGAAAGCACAGUUAUAUUCUGCAGCUUUGCAUUUAUCAAUCAAUCAAGUUUAUUUGUGUGGCACAUUUCAGCGACACAAAAAUACAACGUAAAAAGAAACAUAAAGUCAACAAUUGAGAAAACCAGAAACAAACAUCACAUUUUGAUGAGUGAAAAUCAACAAACCCAUUGAUGCACAUCAGAUAUCUGGGUCAGUGUUUCAUUUAUGAUGGUUCAAAAUCAGCCCUAAUCAGAUGGGCUAUUAGUCCAGAUUUAAAGGAACUCAGUGUUUCGGCUGUUUUGCAGUUUCUGGAUGUUUAUUCCAGAUUUGUGGUGCAUAGAAGCUGAAUGCUGCUUCUCCAGGUUUGGUUUUAUUUAAAUCUGAUUUUAAAUUUCUAGGUUCCUUUGAGAACCUCAGUGACUUCACCACGGCCGCCUUCAGGGUGAAGGAUGACGACCAGCUGCUGCUUCCUGGACUUCGUAUCGUCUCCUCUGGGCGACUUCCUGCUGUGAUGUCAGAGUAUUUGGACCUGAACUGAACUGGGACCUGAACUGAAGUGAACUGAAUCAGUGAAUCGUUCAGUCUGAUGUCGUGCUCUUGAUCAGCCUUUCUUCCACCAUCAUUUAUCCUUCUGGAUUUUCUGGAGAUUUUUGAAAUUCACGGCAGAAAUCUGAUCCAUCAUGAAGAUCAGAUGUUUUCUGAAGUCGUCAUCUUCCUCUUUCUAUGACUGACUCCCAAUCAUUUCUCAGUAUUUAAUAUUGUAUCUAUUGUUACUUUCUGUGAUUUAAAUAUUUAAUUUUUAACUGGCUUCCUUAAGUGUAUUAGUUAAACAGAAAUGUAUUAUUUUGUCUCGUUUUGGAGCAAGUUAGUGUCCGUUUUAUUUUCUUAAAAUCUGAAGAAGUUUGUCCAUGUUUGUGUUAAUGGUUGAUUUUUUUUUUACUUGAGUGAUUUUUAAAGCUCAUCUGCUUGAUUCAGUCAGUGGAAGACAAACGUCUUAUUUUUACUUUUUAAUGUGUUAUUUCAUGACAUCCUGUGUAUUUGUACAUGUUUCCCUGUUUUCAGCUCUAAUAACUUGAUGCGUCUUAAACGAGUUUUUGUGAUGAAUCAAUUAAUCUGGCAGUGAAACCCAACGUGAUACUGCCAGACUUUUAAAAAAUAAGAAUCAUUCCCCAGAUUUGCUGCAGUAACAUAACUUAUAUUGUUGUUGCUGCUCAUGAUUUAUGAGAAUCAGUGUCAAUGUGAAUAAAACAACACACAGAAACCUUUGAA
Xiphophorus hellerii (green swordtail) is the source of this 2265-nucleotide messenger RNA. RefSeq lists its product as uncharacterized. Gene Ontology annotation, cellular component: external side of plasma membrane. Gene Ontology annotation, biological process: immune response; cellular response to lipopolysaccharide; cell surface receptor signaling pathway. The record is from RefSeq and is a predicted model, not a curated record. Lineage: Eukaryota; Metazoa; Chordata; Actinopteri; Cyprinodontiformes; Poeciliidae. Bases 187 to 813 code for a protein of 208 amino acids. The transcript has 5 exons.